AUGCCCUCUGCUGCACCGUCACCGUUCCACACCCUUCGUACCCACUCAUCUCCUCUCGCUACUCUCCACUUCUCCACCUCCCCAUCGAAUGGCCUAUUGUACUCUGGGGAUCAGGAGGGCUGGAUAUCGGUCUUGGAUCUCAGGGUGCGGCGGGUGGUGGCCUUCUGGAAAGCACAUGAAGGAGGCGUGCUUGGGCUGGGAGAGUGGGGGGGUGGUGUAGUCAGCCAUGGCCGGGACAACAUCAUUCUUUUCCAUGAGCCUCUCAAAAGACCGUACAUUGCCAUUCCCACUUCCACAAACCCAGAUCCAACAGCACACGGGCCCAAGAUUGCAAAUGCACUGCCUACAAAUGCUCUCAACUUCUGCCGCUUCUCUUUGACCCAGCUGUCGCGGAAUGGGACGGAAGGCAGCAAAGGAAAAGGGAAAGAGUCUGAGGGGCUUAUGGCUGUACCCAGUCUGAUCGACUCUGAGCUCGUAGACAUAUAUCACGUUCCCUCGCUAAAGCGGCUACACGCUUCCAUAAACCUCCAUUCUCAGCCCGCCCCGCCGCCCUCUGGCGUCGACCUUCCCGGGACGUCCAAAAGCGGACUGGUCAUGUCGCUCAAUCUAUUCUUCCCGGAUCCAUCUGCUAUAUCUACUGAGGAUCAUGUGGGCUUGAUGAUAACCUACGAGUCCGGCCACACCGCCAUCCUCUCGACACCCGCUUCUUCCCUCUCCGAGGUCUACGACGCAAGAAUGUCGAAACGACCCAAUCCUUGGGAUUGUAGAUGGAUGGGGAAGGGGCAUAAUGAGGCUAUCAUGGCUGGGACCUGUGAUAGUCGGGGGAGGAGGGGGUGGACUGUUAGUGCAGAUCAUCGGUUGGUGAGGUAUGAAUUUGAUCAAGUAUGGGACGGCAAACUAAGAAAAGACGAUGAGGACGUGAUGAAGCCCUAUGCUACCAAACAAAUCGGAAACUCUUCAAUAGCCGUCUCUGGGGAUGAUAGAGUCGUAGCAGUGGGCGGCUGGGAUGGCAAGAUACGGCUGUUUUCCGCAGCGACAUCGAAGCCUCUCGGAACCCUUUCUUCCCAUAGGGACAGCGUAUACGCCCUCGCUUUCGCCCAUCGGCCCUCAUCGUCUCCUGCCCCUCUGCUAUCCGAGCAGGAUAACCUGACACAAACAGCAGAAUCAACUAUCGUCCCCUUAUCCGACGACACCAGCGAUAAAGACGAUGGUGAUUCGGAUGAAGAUAUGGACGGUGUGCCGCCUAAGGAAAGAUGGAUGGCGAGCGGAGGAAAAGACGGGAAGGUUGCGCUGUGGGGGCUGAUGGAUUUUGGCAAGGGCAGUGCUGGGGCAUGA
Messenger RNA from Cryptococcus wingfieldii CBS 7118, 1335 nucleotides. RefSeq names its product WD-repeat protein. Lineage: Eukaryota; Fungi; Basidiomycota; Tremellomycetes; Tremellales; Cryptococcaceae. Gene Ontology annotation, molecular function: protein binding. The transcript has 5 exons. The record is from RefSeq and is a predicted model, not a curated record. Bases 1 to 1335 code for a protein of 444 amino acids.